This is a messenger RNA of Acanthochromis polyacanthus (spiny chromis), 1741 nucleotides long. Its product is annotated as protein FAM177A1-like. The transcript is spliced from 5 exons. The record is from RefSeq and is a predicted model, not a curated record. NCBI's taxonomy places the organism in Eukaryota, Metazoa, Chordata, Actinopteri, Pomacentridae. The coding region runs from base 76 to 738 and encodes 220 amino acids.
GUCACAUCCGGGUCACGCAGCGCGGAGGAGAGCCGUUGAUGGGCGCAGCAUCCGCAUACAAAGAAGAAGAAGACGAUGGCCGACAUAUCUCUGUAUCUCACGAACGUUAACGUGUCUAUAGGACGGAACAUGGACGUGGGGCAGAGUCCAAGUCCAAACCCGCCCAAGGACUUUGAGAGCGUGGAGCUGGGAGAGCUGGACAAGAGAGAGGAGGAGCAGCAGAAGGAGAAGGUUCCCCGUCGGAUCAUCCACUUCUCCAGCGGUGAGACCAUGGAGGAGUACAGCACCGACGAGGAGGACGGAGAGGACAAGGAGCCGGAGAGGAAAGACCUGCUGUCCUCUCCGGUCGAUGCGGUGAGGUCAAAGAUGACGUGGGGGCCUUAUUUCUGGUUCCACAUGUGGAGAGCAGCAACGUCCACCAUCUCAGCCUGUGACUACCUGGGGGAGAGGAUGGCUUCUCUGUUUGGGAUAACAUCUGCCAAAUAUCAGUACGCCAUCGAUGAAUACUACAGGAUGAAGAAGGAGAGGGAGGAAGAGAAAGAGGAGAACCGUCUGUCAGAAGAAGCCGAACGAUCCUUUGACCAGCUACAAUCUCAGGAAGAGGAGGACGAGCCGAUCGCCAUGACAGGCCAGCCGGAGGUGUCGGCCGAGCACCGCGACGCGACCUACCGGGUGGAGAACGAAAACCAGGCCGCCUCCAACACCAUCAGAGUCCCUGCUAUCGUCACGGCAACCUAACCACCCCCCAGAAGAGGACGUUUGCGCUUCGAUGUCUGUCUCUUUGUCGAAGAAAGGAACACUGUGUUGUCUCACCGGGCUGUUUGGUUUGUGUGUGUGGAGCGGCUGCUGUAUUGUGGUUGAAUGGCGAGGACUGCGGCGGUGCAACGGCGUAGCAAUCGUUCAGAAACUGCUGGAUGAUGUGGCAUUUAGAGCUCUGAAUAACCCGUGCUAUGAAAGAAAAUGUGCAAAAUGAUCUUUGAAAUCAUAGUUUUGCCCACAUUGUUGGCCCAUUCUCAUGCAUUAUCCAGCAUCCACUGCAGUUUCCCCCCUCAGAGUGGGGGAUAAACGUUGCUCCGCUGUGCCUCUGAUGGACCGGAUACUGUGCCUGAAUCACCAAUACAGCCAAGUCAGUGCCAGAUCUGGACCAAGCAACUAUUUGAACAUGACCUGAACACAUCUAAUAGCCUUUUUAAUUCCGUGCUGCACGUGUUUCAAGUAUUUCACAGCUGUCUCGUGCAGAUCUGGCCACACUGACGCAUCCUCGAUAACAGCCGGCUGCACCAAAGAGCUGGCCGUUUUAACACCACCGUACAUGUUGAUUUGUUGUCCGUGUUCCUGUAUUAAUGCAUAUUAAGCUAGCAUUGCACUUAAUGUCUGUGGAAGCACUGAACAGAUUUCGCCUUGGUUCUGAAAUCAUCAUCAAGACUGAUUUGCAAAAAAAAAAAAAAACCUCUGAUAACGGGUUUAUGUGUUCGGUGCUGCUCUUCUUAUCUGCCUUCUCUGCUGUAAAAAUGAACAUAGCAGGUGUGGUGUGGAAGCCUUUGACAAUGGCAGGGAGCAUUGUGACACUAAGUCUGUACAAGGACAUGCAAACUUACAUUUUUAACUGUUUUUAGUACAAUUUUUUAUAUUUAUUUAUUUAACUGAACCGACUGAGCACUUAAUUUGAGCGUUUUUUUUUCUAUUGUUUUAGUGAGUAACACUAAAAUAAACUGUUAAUAAAGUUGCUGUCUGACUUUUA